AGCGACAUCCGCCGCCGGCGGGAAGGGGCCGGCGCCGCGGCCGGUGUCGGCGUCGCGCUCCCCGCCGGUCUCGCUGCCCGGGGCCGCGGGCCCCGCCGCCGGCCGCAGGAUGCCGCUGGGGCUGAAGCCCACCUGCAGCGUGUGCCGCAGCACGUCCUCCUCCAUGUGGAAGAAGGGCGGCCAGGGCGAGAUCCUGUGUAACAACUGCACGGCCCGCUCCGCGCCGCCCGGGCCCGCCGCCUUCGCCACCACCUCGGCCGCCGCCCAGCACAGCAACGGCGGAGGCGGCGGCGGCGGGAAGCAGAGCAAGCAGGAGAUCCACCGGCGCUCUGCGCGGCUGAGGAACACCAAGUACAAGUCGGCGCCCGCCGCCGAGAAGAAGGUCUCCACGAAGGGCAAGGGGAGGAGGCACAUCUUUAAGUUAAAAAACCCCAUCAAGGCUCCUGAGUCUGUAUCCACUAUAAUUACAGCAGAAUCAAUCUUCUAUAAGGGUGUAUACUAUCAAAUUGGAGAUGUUGUUUCAGUGGUUGAUGAGCAGGAUGGAAAAACAUACUACGCUCAGAUCCGUGGGUUUAUUCAGGACCAAUACUGUGAAAAGAGUGCUGCGCUAACCUGGCUCAUUCCUACGCAAGCCAGCCCCAAAGAUUGUUUUGACCCAGCAUCUUAUAUCAUAGGACCAGAAGAAGAUCUCCCAAGAAAAAUGGAAUAUUUAGAAUUUGUUUGUCAUGCACCUUCAGAAUAUUUCAAAUCUCGAUCAUCUCCCUUCCCUACUGUUCCUACAAGACCAGAGAAGGGCUAUAUAUGGACUCAUGUGGGACCUACUCCUGCAAUCUCCAUUAAAGAAACUGUUACCAAUAAUUUAUAAUUUUUUAAAGGAAUACUUUGGACAAGUUAUUUUGGGUGUAUUCUCAGUGUGAUAUGAAGCUACUGAUACUAGCCCUGACAGAUAGAGCGAUUACAGGUACUGUACAGUACGGGCUAACUCAUGUCAGUACAUCUAAUAGGUGCACAUCAAGUAAACCACUUGCAUAUGAAUUUAUAAGGGUACACAAUUGCCCCAAUAAUCAGCAGAAUGCUGGAGGUGUUUAAUGUGGUUAUGCUUGUCAGGGUUUCCUGAGGACACCAAGCACAGCGAGACUGUCUUUAGCUGCAGUUGGCCAACACAUUUUGAACCCCCCAAAAUUGUUGUUAGGGAUGGUAAGUAAUAAACUAUCAUCAGUGACAUGUAUAAAGGUAAGUCCUGAAAUUACUGCAGCUGACUUAAGCUUUUGCUCCUUUUCCUGGUCUGUUAAUAAACUGAAUAAUUCCAUGAAA
Molecule: messenger RNA, 1314 nt
Organism: Aquila chrysaetos chrysaetos
Lineage: Eukaryota; Metazoa; Chordata; Aves; Accipitriformes; Accipitridae
Gene: GATAD1
Product: GATA zinc finger domain containing 1
Exons: 6
Coding region: 110-865 (251 amino acids)
Biological process (GO): regulation of DNA-templated transcription; chromatin organization
Cellular component (GO): nucleus
Molecular function (GO): zinc ion binding; sequence-specific DNA binding
Source: RefSeq, a predicted model, not a curated record